AUGUUAUGGCCACUGCCAAACAGGCAAAGAGUAUGCAGGAUAGUGGAAGAGCUGGUGAACGAGCUUAUCUAUGUCUGCCAAACCCUUGCCGGCAAUGACUUCAUGCCACAACCAGCUGUCAGGUUGGGUGGCUUCCUGGAAGGCUGGAAUGCCUGUGACGAAGACCUUGUCUAUCGCCUGUUUGUGCCGCUGAAGCCACCCCCUGGGCACUCCUUCCACCUCGAGCUGGGCACCGAAGGGGAGACACUAGUGAGGAACUCCUGCCUGCAUGUGGAACUGGAGUGCAUGUGCACAAGGGAGCAGUGGCUGGGGAACAUGUUCUGCUUCCUCCACCACCCUGAGGAUGAGCUGAUGCGCAGUCAGGAAUCCAGCCUCCUACAAACCCUCUGCACCAGCUCAUACCUCAAUGUGCAGAAAACCACCUUCUGGCUCCAAGAGUUGAUGACAGCAGCCUGCGUUGCUGCACCUCCUGCGGCCGUGGUGAAGCUAACGGUGCUGCCCUCCACACGCUUCUGCAAGCUCAAGCUGACCAAAGCCUUUGAGAGACCCUUUAUCAUUGAGCUGAUCUUGGCGGUGCAGCAAGGCAACUCGGACACAUUUGUGAGGAUGGAGUAG
Messenger RNA from Phaethon lepturus (White-tailed tropicbird), 615 nucleotides. Its product is annotated as inositol 1,4,5-trisphosphate receptor-interacting protein-like 1. Gene Ontology annotation, cellular component: membrane. Lineage: Eukaryota; Metazoa; Chordata; Aves; Phaethontiformes; Phaethontidae. The transcript has a single exon. The record is from RefSeq and is a predicted model, not a curated record. Bases 1 to 615 code for a protein of 204 amino acids.